Messenger RNA from Neolamprologus brichardi, 896 nucleotides. The record is from RefSeq and is a predicted model, not a curated record. Lineage: Eukaryota; Metazoa; Chordata; Actinopteri; Cichliformes; Cichlidae.
GGACGGCGUGCACACAUGCAUAAUGAGACUCAGAGGGAGGCGGAGGCUGGAGGCUGGAGGCUGUCGGGGGGGGAGGCAGACAGCGAGUCUUUGUGGUGCGCCGGACAAAGAGCGUUUCUCAGUUUGGGUCGGCGGAGGAACAGAUCGGACUUCAGCUCUGCUUCUCGUUUGCAGGGAGAAGACGACAUGAAGCUGCUGCUGCUGCUGCUCUGCUUCGGGACGCUGCGCGUGGGUUCUGGGCUUCGCUGCUAUAAGUGCCAGGAUUACACCGGACGCUGCCAGAACGUCCAGGAGUGCACGUAUGAGGACUCGUGCAUCUCUCUGAGUGAGAGAGGUGGGAAGACCAUCCGUCAGUGCAUCAGGUACACGGACUGCGAUAACUCCCGCCUCAGCCAGAUGUUCCCGGCCAUCUCCGCCUUCACGUACCGAUGCUGCAGCAGCAACCUGUGCAACUCCGGCACCGCUUGCACCGCGGUCACGCCCCUGGUGGCUCUGCUGGGGUCUCUGCUGAGCGUCUGGUGGUGCUGGAUGUGAAGCAGCACGUCAGUGUUUCAGCCACAGACUGUAUAAAGUCGAUGGAUGUCUGAACAGCUAAAGUCCUUCAACCUGCUCUUUCUAAUGACCAGCAGGGGGCGCCUGUCAGCUCAGCAAACUCGUUAAUGGUCUCUGUGGCAGGUUCAGGUUCUGUGACUGAACCGUCACAAACAGGCCCUCACUAACCAGCAGGUGAUGUCACUCCAGCAUCCAUCUUUUAUAUACAGCCUUUGAUUUCAUCUUUCAAAGCUAACACGAACUAAAGCAAAUGUAAAGAAAUAAAAACAGCUUUUUCACCUUUUUAGCUGAUUUCUCACUUUCUGCAAUUUUAACAAUAAAAACGAGAAAAAAUAUUUUAAAAA